Molecule: messenger RNA, 1566 nt
Organism: Emericellopsis atlantica
Lineage: Eukaryota; Fungi; Ascomycota; Sordariomycetes; Hypocreales; Bionectriaceae
Product: ribonuclease H-like domain-containing protein
Exons: 2
Coding region: 1-1566 (521 amino acids)
Biological process (GO): nucleobase-containing compound metabolic process
Cellular component (GO): cytoplasm; nucleus
Molecular function (GO): 3'-5' exonuclease activity; nucleic acid binding
Source: RefSeq, a predicted model, not a curated record
AUGACUCCGUCUUGCGAGCUGAGCGGUGGUACGUGGCGGCAGCAGACGGUCAUUCGUCCUGCGCCCCCUGCCGAGUCGAAGCCCCUAUACCCUCACAUCGAUAUUUCGCGGUACAUCAACACAUUUUCCCGAUUAUCUUUUCGCGAAGACGACUCGUCGCGCGCGGCCGCAAACGACACUCAGAAUGAAGCAAUAUCAGAAGCGCAAGCCGUCAACGGUACAGCAAGUGUCGAGGAUACAUCCAAGAUCGAAAACGAUGCGCGCGCAAUAGCCGAUGCGGAGACCGUCGAUGUGCCCAUUCAAAUUAGACCGGCUAAGCCGCCUCGAACUCAUCUGCAAUACCAGCUCGAUGCGAAGGCUUUCCAUCAGGCACGGAAGCUAUCAACUGGUCACCCUGACUAUUAUUGGUCCCACACGAUGUAUCGAGGCCCGGUUGAAAACGGCAAAGCACGACAUGUCAAGGUUCACUACUGCAUCAGUAAGGCGACCUUUGAGUAUGUGUGCCGAAAGUACUUUCUCGGCGAGCCGGUCCUUGGCUUCGACUUGGAAUGGCUAGCUGGCGCGAGCAAAGACGAUGGCACUCGAGCAAACGUAUCGUUGAUACAGCUUGCAAGCCCUAGUCGCAUUGGGCUAUUCCACUGCUCGCUGUUUGCAAAAGAUGACUUCGUGGCGCCGACAUUCAAGGAGAUUAUGGAAGACCCAAGUGUCUUCAAGACUGGCGUGGCUAUCAAGGCUGACUGUUCGCGGCUGGCUAAGAACAUGGGCGUGCAAACGCGGGGUAUUUACGAGCUGAGCCACUUCCACAAAGUCAUCAGAAGCCAGAUCGAAGGCACCUACGGCCCACUGAAGAAAUCUCUGGUCCCUCUUCGUCUGCUGGUCGAGCAGUACACUGGCCUCCCUUUGUACAAGGAGAGCAGCGUACGAUCGAGCGACUGGACCAAGUCGCUGAACUCUCGGCAGAUAAAAUAUUCCGCAGCAGAUGCUUAUGCCGGUAUCCAGCUCUACCACCUUCUUGAGGAGACACGCUUAAGCCUUGAUCCGCCUCCGGAGCGACCGCAUGCAGCUGAGCUUGGAUUGCCCUUGCCACAAUUAGCCAAGCCUCGAAACGCUGACGAGACCAGCGGGGAUAGCUCCGAAGAAGAUACAGACACAGCAGGGGUAGUCAAAGGGCCUGAACAGACUCAAGCCCGCAAAGUCCCCAAGCCUAGCACGAAAGGCGACACCAAACCGAAGAGCGUCGAUAGCCGCAUCGCCGCCGGCGAACUGUUGGCUCAAAAAUAUCGCGAAAAGAAAUCGAGGCCCGUAUCUGUAGGGCCUGCUGCCUUGAGAGCGUACUACAUAUGGCGCAGCAACGACGACAUGACACCCGCAGCCAUUGCGAAGCUACUUAGAGACCCGCCUCUGCAGACGAACACCGUCAUCACAUACAUAUUGAGCUCGGUCACGAGCGAAAAACUUUCCUUUGACAAGGGAAGAAUGAAGAAUGAACUGCUGGCAGUUCUGGCGCCUGCGGCGCUCGAUUCCCCCAAGUACCAGGCACUGGUCAAGCAAUGCACGGGGAAUUAA